This is a messenger RNA of Solanum verrucosum, 1753 nucleotides long. RefSeq names its product squamosa promoter-binding-like protein 9. The record is from RefSeq and is a predicted model, not a curated record. Gene Ontology annotation, molecular function: DNA binding. Gene Ontology annotation, cellular component: nucleus. The coding region runs from base 399 to 1517 and encodes 372 amino acids. Lineage: Eukaryota; Viridiplantae; Streptophyta; Magnoliopsida; Solanales; Solanaceae. The transcript is spliced from 3 exons.
AAAGCUGCUGUGAACUCCUCAAAAAGCUCUCUCUUCUUUCUUUCUUUCUUUCUUUCUUUUCUUUGCUCUGCUCUCACCUCCAUUAUUUGACAGUCUCUUCAGAGCAAAUGGGGUACCUGCACAACCUCCCAAGCUGGCAUCAUGGCCCAUUGUCAGGUGUCUACUUUUCACAAUGCCCCAAACAAACAAAGCAAAAAAUGAAAAUCUCACUACUACCCUUUCUUUCUCCUACUUUCUUUACUACCUCUAUAUACUCAAAAAUGCACAAAAUUUAACAAUACCCAUAUCGAGAUAACCCCAAAAUAUACAAAUAAAGAAAAAAAAAACUGAUCUUUUUCACAAAUAUCUUGUUUUUUCCUUCAUAUGGGUACAGUUUGUAUUAUGAUUUUGAACCUAUAAUGGAACUGGGUUCAGUUUCUUCUUCUGGUAAUUCAAGCUCAUCUGAUUCUUUGAAUGGUUUGAAGUUUGGUAAGAAAAUCUACUUUGGAAAUGUGGGUGUUGGAGUUCAGGUCAAGAAUGGAAGUGGGUCGUCGCCGGUGACCGGAGAUGGGAACAUGCCACCGGCUCCGGCGACGACUAAGAGGGGGAGGGGUGGGUUGGUGCAGGGUGGUCAUCCACCUAGGUGUCAAGUUGAAGGUUGUCAGGCAGAUCUGAGUGAUGCUAAGGCUUACUAUUCUAGGCAUAAAGUUUGUGGUAUGCACUCUAAGUCUCCUACUGUUGUUGUUGCUGGUCUUGAACAGAGGUUUUGCCAACAGUGUAGCAGGUUCCAUCAAUUAACUGAAUUCGACCAGGGGAAAAGGAGUUGCCGCAGGAGACUGGCAUGCCAUAAUGAGCGUCGUAGGAAGCCUCCAUCUGGAUCUCUUUUCUCUACACACUAUGGGAAUCUUUCUUCAUCAAUAUUUGAAAAUAAUAGCAGCAGAUCCGGAAGCUUUCUGGUCGACUUCAGCUCACACCAAAAUGUCAAUGAUAGUUCAUGGCCAAAUACUCGAGCAUCUGAACAAGGAUGGGAUCAUCAAUCAUCAGGGAAGUUCCUUCAACGUCCUUGGCUGAAUAACUCUGAAAAUGCUGCCAGUGAGCUUGUUUUGCAAGGUUCAGCUACCAGGACCAGUUAUCCUAGUGUUCCUUCUGGAGACUAUUUUCCUGGAGUCUCAGAUUCAAGUGGUGCUCUCUCUCUUCUGUCAAAUCGGUCCUGGGGAUCAAGGAAUCGAUCCCCAAGUCUUGGGGUUAACAGCCAAGUUCACAUUGAUGGGGUACACACCAUUCAACCUUCAGGUUCUCAUGGUGCACCUACCAAUCACUUCUCAAGCCCUUCAUUGAGUUUUAAAGGAAAUGAAGCUAGCAGUAGUUCACAUGAGAUGCCUCCUGAUCUCGGUUUGGGUCAAAUGUUACAAGCUUCUGAUAAUCCAUACUGUGGCGAGCUUGGGAUGGCUCAGCAUGGUGAUGGACGACAAUACAUGGAACUGGACCAGUCCAAGGGUUAUCAUCCUUCUGUUCAGAAUGUGCACUGGACUCUUUGAUUGUCCUCUCCUUCGUUUAUGAUCAGGAUUGUAAGACUAUUUUGUUCAUUAUCUAGUUUGAUAUCUUAAAGGGCUGUCUGUGGACAAAUGACCUUUACUAUUAUGCCAACUACUGUGCAUUUCUGUUGGGCUAGACCCCAGAUGACUAUCGUUUUCUUCUUUAACUUUUUGAUGACUUACUUCGGUUUUUUCCUCUUGCUAAAUGAUAUUCAAGGGGUUAAAUGAAGUUUGAACAU